UGACAAUUGGGUGAAUUUAGUUAGCUUUCCAGCAAUCAUGCCACUAACUGCGGAAUCGGCUGCACAGCAGAUUCAAGAUCGCUUAAAAGCAUUGCAAUCACUAAUACAUGAUAUAGAGGAUGAAAGAAGAAGGAACGAAGCAAACAUAAAUAGUAUAUUGCGUGCACAGGAGAAACUAAAUUAUGAUGAUCGAACAACAAGCAAAGUAAUGAAAAAUCUUCUUAAAACAGGAUUGCAAGAUGCUGCUGAAGAAGAAGCAUUAAUACGUGAAGCUCUGUUAAAAAUCCAAGAUAUUAGAAACAUACGCCAUGAACGGCGAAUUCAAGCAAGAAAUGCUGGUAACAAGGAAACUAUAAGACGCGGAGCUUUAAUGAAAAUGUUACAAAUAUCUGCUCAAACACUACCAUUAUUUGUCAGUAAACCAUCAGAAAAAGUUCCUCCAUUAUGCGGUGCUGUACCCGCUGAAAGCAAUUAUAUCGCAAAACCUGGUGAUAUGGUAGCAGCUUUGGUUAAGGGAGUAGAAGAUGAAGAAAAUUGGAUUUUAGCUGAAGUUGUGCAAUUUAUGAGCGGGCAGAAUAAAUAUGAAGUAGAUGAUAUUGAUGAGGAGCAAAAGGAUCGUCAUAUACUCAGUAAAAGAAAAAUAAUACCAUUGCCAUUAAUGAGAGCUAAUCCUACGACGGACGGGCAUGCAUUAUUUUCAAAAGGAACAAUGGUUAUGGCAUUAUAUCCACAAACCACUUGUUUUUAUAAAGCUAUUGUUAACAAAUUACCAGCAAGCGCAACUGAAGAAUAUGAAGUUUUAUUUGAAGAUGCUUCAUAUGCUGAUGGUUAUUCUCCACCACUUUCAGUUGCACAGCGUUAUGUCAUAACAUACAAAUCAACAAAGAAAGUAUCAGGAGGGUUAUCAGGUACUUGACCAGAAUUGUAUUCGGAUAGCUCAACAUUUGACGAUUAAAAAAUUAAUUCAAGCUUACAGGAGCUAUUAAGUUCCAUAAUAUUUCAAAGUUAGAAUUAAAUUUCUUAGCCUUAUUUGCUUAAUUUUUCUAUUUUAACUCAAUAAUUUUAAUUAUGCUUCUAUUUUAGAAUGUGGGCUAACAAAUAUUUUGGUUUACUCUCAAUUUAAAUGAUUUACAGCACAAUUUUGUUGCAAUAUAAUUUUAUUGUUAUAUAAAUUGAAGAGCUUAAACCUGGUUUUUAGUAAAGUUAGCCGACAAACAUACUUGUUUUUGAUUGGUCUUGAAAAUAAAUAUAAGAAUGUAGUAAUGAAUAGGUAUUUUAUCCAUGAGUAGAUAU
Molecule: messenger RNA, 1293 nt
Organism: Condylostylus longicornis
Lineage: Eukaryota; Metazoa; Arthropoda; Insecta; Diptera; Dolichopodidae
Gene: Sgf29
Product: SAGA-associated factor 29
Exons: 3
Coding region: 38-916 (292 amino acids)
Cellular component (GO): SAGA complex
Source: RefSeq, a predicted model, not a curated record